AUGCGGGUGAUGGACACCAUCAGUGACAAGCCUGACUGGACGCGGAAGGUUUUUGACGAGGAGAUCGUGGCCAGGUGGAGAGAAGAGCUCCUCGCAACUGGCCAAGAUGUGACCCCCAAAAUGCUAGACUGGAUCAUCAAAGAGCUGCAGUGGAAAGCCAAGCGCUUCCAGAAGACAGGCAUCUUCGAUGUCUUUGACGUGGGCGUGGUCAAGUCAGACACCGCCGUGUCAGAGGAACAGAAGCACGCCCUGCAGAAAGCGGUCGCCGUGCUGGAGAACGUCAAAGAGAGAGACUACCACCCCGGAUCGGACGACAAGGUCAUCGACCUCGUGCACCCGUCCCUCUUCCCAGUCGUCUACGGACGCACAAGAGUUCUCCCGGAUCGGCUCAUCGGGCUAGACGAUUGUCUCCAGAGCAUCGGUCAAGGAGAGACACUCAAAGUGCCAUCAGACGAGGAAGUUGAGCCUGCUGUCCCGGGCGACUCAUGGCUUUCAGGCUACGGGCGGAACCAACUCCGAGGCCUGAAGCCCUACAGCCAAAAGUUCCAGUGGCUGCCGUGCGAUGUCAAGUUCACCGACGACGGAUGCCACAUCGCGUCGUACAUCAACAACCUGCACCCGUCGAAGCACCGACCGCUCUACGACGUGAUCGAGAAGAUCCUGGCGCAGACGAUCCCACUCUGGGAUCAAACAUUGACUGGUUCCUGGAACAGGGCCAGUGACAGGAUCGUGUACAAAGAGGUCGAGUACCUUGAGCAUACGGUCCCCGAGCCAACCGUUGCGGAAGGGGAAGAGGAAGAUGACGAGUUCUAUGAGCGCCAUGACGAGUGGGAAGACACCCGUCCGGUCAAGAAGCCGGAACCUGGGGACUUCCAUCCACCCGUAGUGGAGUAUGGAUGGGAGCCGAUUGUUCUCCGCGAGCAGUUCCGUGACGAGGGGCUGCAGGUAAUUGUGAAGCUGGCCAACAUCGAGCUGACCCCCGAGAAGCCCGAGUACGAGGGGGGUUCGUGGCAUAUCGAGGGGCAAUUGAAUGAACGCAUCUGCGCCACGGCUAUCUACUACUAUGACAGCGAGAACAUAACAGAAAGCACCCUCGCUUUCCGCCAACGGAUCGACUCCGAGACGCUGGAGGAUGUCAGUUACGAGCAGAACCGGCAUUCCUUUGCCAACGAGGUCUUUGGCUUCGCAGGGGACACCUUCAACAACACCAACAUCACGCAGGAGCUAGGGAGCGUCGUAUGCCGCGAGGGUCGGCUACUUACAUUCCCCAAUAUCCUGCAGCACCGGGUCGCGCCGUUUGCCCUGGCAGACCGCACCAAGCCGGGCCACCGCAAGAUCCUGGCGUUUUUCCUAAUCGAUCCUCACCUGCGGAUCAUCUCCUCGGCCAAUGUGCCUCCCCAGCAGGAGGAAUGGGCCAAGGAGACUCAGACAACGAUUGCACAUGUAUUGGACAGGAAACUUCCGGCCGAGCUGAGGGAGAUGGUCAAAGAGAACAUUCCUAAUGCCUACAUGACUUUCGAGGAGGCCAAGCAAUACCGGCUGGAAUUGAUGGAGGAGAGGAGCGCGCGCAGCGAAAGACAGAAUGCGCAGUUCGAGGAGGGCAUGAUCUCCCUUUGCGAGCAUUGA
Messenger RNA from Aspergillus terreus NIH2624, 1626 nucleotides. RefSeq names its product DUF4246 domain-containing protein. NCBI's taxonomy places the organism in Eukaryota, Fungi, Ascomycota, Eurotiomycetes, Eurotiales, Aspergillaceae. Bases 1 to 1626 code for a protein of 541 amino acids. The record is from RefSeq and is a predicted model, not a curated record. The transcript is spliced from 3 exons.